AUGUUGCUCUAUCGAAUUUGGGAAAAGAUCAAUUCACUCGUAACGAGAAAGAAGGCCACCCCCUUCCCACUCGAUCGGGUACCGAUCGAGCUCUGGUGGCAUAUCUUAAUAGAGAUUCAUGGACUGGACAGCAGGGAUCGUCUCAAGACCCUCAGCUCCCUCUAUCGCACCAACUUUCAAUGGCGUAGAAUACUCCGUCAGAAUGCUCAAGAAACCCUAAGCUCGCCACGGUUCAAGGAGCUGAUUCUGCCACCUUGGAUGAAAAGCAUCAAUCCAAACGAUCCUUUGAGGGAGUCAACAUGGCGAUUAGAAAAUUUUCAAGCGUACAUGGAGAGUAUUCGUCAGCUGCCCCGGGAACAUCGAGAUCUGGCAGUAUUCCUUACAGUGCCUUCGCACCCCAUCGGUUUUUGCUGGGACUGGCGCAUUCAGGCUUAUCGAACCAUCAUUCUGAACGACCCUUCAUGCCGCCAGUAUCACAGACCAGCUCGUGGCACUCAGUCGAUAGAGCUUUGCAGGCACAUACUCAAGCAUUAUGUCGUUAUACUAUCCCUCAUGAGCGACUUCGUGGAGGUAGAAUUCCUUCAGCAGGAGAACUUGAUCAUAUUAUGGUGGAAUGAUCGCAAAGACAUUAAGUAUAAGACUUCUGUCUCGAGCUGGAAUAAUUUCAAGCAACGCUUGCCACCUCUAUGGCUUUACCUUUUGAUCUGGGCGCUCCUUUGCCUCAUGACCAUAAUCUUUGACGCAUAUCUCUAUCCGAACAACAAAAGACUACUAGUCCACGACUUACAAGCGAUCUUAUUCGCCAACGGCGACUUUAGUCAAGUCGACCCAGACCAGCCAGGACCGCAGAAUGGAGCUGUGACGAGACCUGUCCCUUUUUAA
Messenger RNA from Bacidia gigantensis, 882 nucleotides. RefSeq lists its product as uncharacterized. Lineage: Eukaryota; Fungi; Ascomycota; Lecanoromycetes; Lecanorales; Ramalinaceae. The coding region runs from base 1 to 882 and encodes 293 amino acids. The record is from RefSeq and is a predicted model, not a curated record. The transcript is spliced from 2 exons.